UGCAAGCAAAUCUUUUGUUUUGUUUUCUCGCCAUGCCCAAAAAGGUGCAGAAACAAGAGGCAGACAAGAAAACGCCGAGCCAGGUUACUCCCGCCGAAGAACGAGAGCCUGGAGACAAAGCGAAGGAUUUGUAUCGCCUUCAAAUACGUUUAUUGAACGACGAGCUCGACAGACAGAAGCUGAAAUGCGAGCGCCUGGAGCAGGAGAAGACGUCACUGGUGCGUCGUUGCGUCCACGCGGAGACGGAAAAGAAGGAGGCGGUGGAGUAUCUGAAGACGGAGCUGCUGGACAAGGAGGACCAGGUGGAGCAGCUGGCGGUGCGGCUGGACCAAAGUCUGCAGGAAGCCCAAGCCGAGCGAAAUGGCCUGAGGGGACGACAGGCCGAAGAGCUCCGGGAGCUGCGGGAUCGCAUCCAACGGCUGGAGGAGGACAACGCCGGCUUAGUGGCCCGGCUUGAAGCGGUGAAGACCUUUGAGGCGGAGAAGGAGCAGCUGAAGUUUGAUGUGGCGGCUGCGCAAAAGAAGCUGGCUGAUCGGGAGGGGGAGCACGCAGCCGCUAUGUACACAGUAAAAAUGGAAGCAAUGAUGGAUAAAACCAGACUGGAAAAGGAGCUGGAGACGGUGGCUGAAGCAGCAGUGGCCGAGGUGGAGCGCCUGGUGGAGCAAAAGCUGCCCGAGGCCAGCAAGCAAGCAGUGUUGGAGAAACAGGAGGCUUGGGCGCGCUACGCCCGACUGUCCGACAAGGCCCAGCAGUUGGCCCGCGAGAAUCUCGCUCUGCGACAGCAGCGGGGCCGCAAUGCGGCCGACGUGGCUAUCCUGGAGGAAACAGUCAACAAAAUGGCGCGACAGAGCUGCUUCCGCAAGAAGGUGGCAGAGAAGCAGAAAGCUGACCUGGCUGAACGCAGUCGGGACGUGCAACAACUUCGUACUCAACUCGACCAAUCCCACGCCGAAUUAGAGGCACUCAGAAAAAAACACACCACCACAUGUGAUCAUCUGAAGGCAGCGCUACAGGAGGAGAGGAAGAGGAUUGGCCGGAUGAGAGACGCGGUCGCCGCCAUGGGACCAAGGCUAACUCCACAUACGGAGAAGCUGCUGAAACUACUGGAAGGCCCCCAUGACCCCCUCCUCAGUGACCCCACACUGGCUGUAGACAACCCAGCCCAGCGCAGGGCAGAAAGCGGCUACGGCCAACUGGGUCUUCUGACCCGACACGCUCCAAAGGCCAAACGUGCGCCCUCACACAGGUGAGUGACUGCGUGCCGCAAAAAAAAAAAAACCCCAACUGCCAUCCUGUGACAUUUUCACGCAAUCACUGCUAAAAGAGAAAUGAAUGAAAUCCAGUUCUGUU
Syngnathus typhle (broad-nosed pipefish) is the source of this 1350-nucleotide messenger RNA. Its product is annotated as cilia- and flagella-associated protein 157-like. Gene Ontology annotation, cellular component: ciliary basal body; cilium. The coding region runs from base 33 to 1250 and encodes 405 amino acids. The transcript has 8 exons. Gene Ontology annotation, molecular function: microtubule binding. NCBI's taxonomy places the organism in Eukaryota, Metazoa, Chordata, Actinopteri, Syngnathiformes, Syngnathidae. The record is from RefSeq and is a predicted model, not a curated record.